Iphiclides podalirius (scarce swallowtail) is the source of this 300-nucleotide messenger RNA. The record is from the annotation of a GenBank genome assembly. Lineage: Eukaryota; Metazoa; Arthropoda; Insecta; Lepidoptera; Papilionidae.
AUGGUCGUCGUUAAGCGGCGAGCGCGGUGCUGGUUCGAGGCAGGUGGUGCGCAGAGGCGAGGGAGCCCCGUGUGGGGCGGCGGGUGCGUGGCGGCGCCGGGGCGCAGGGCAGUGGGCACGCGCCUCCGCGCCGCUUCACACUUUGCUCUGAUGCACGACGACGCACAUUGUCUUACAGCAACUGUUCUUGCGGGAGAAGAUUCACGUUCUGCCAAGCUUUAUUGGGAGCGAUUACUGCAGUAUGAGAUCAAUAACCAAGAAGAAUUGAUGAAUCGCUUAUUCGUCUAUCUAGGCUCUAAA